CCAAUUCAUUAAAGCAUACAAUGUUUAUAUCAAAGAGAUAAACCAGGGAUUCUCAUGGCUUUUUCCUUCAACUUGACAAUCUCCCCUUUCUUCCUCUCUCCAAUUCCCUUCAUUAAUCCUCCCUUACCCCGUUUUCCGAUUCGCGUUAAUGGGGCUUCCCAAUUCAACAGAAUCGCUGCACCAUCAUCAAUUGUCCGAGCUUUCAAAGAGUGGAAGGAAUAUGAACAAGCUGUAAAAGAGAAGGACCUUGCUAAAGCACUCAAGUUCUUAAAGUCCAUUGAUGGUGGAAUUCGCAUUCAAUCCAAUGAGUCUGAUUCCGGGGCUUCGAUUCCGACUCGUUCCCAAUUGGGUUUUCCUUUGUUGGACAGAGAUUGGGAGGUUCUUGAUACUUGCUUGAAUGCAACUGAUAUGAGGCUUGUUAGUAGUGCUUAUGUCUUUCUCCAAGAUAGAGGGAUGUUACCCAAUUUUGGGAAAUGCAGAAAUCUUGUUCUGGAAGGACCGCGAGAUGUUACUCCAACAAUUCUGAAGUCUUCGACUGGCUUAGAAGUGUCCAAACUUUCUCCAAAAAAAUGGGGUAUCAGUGGAGCUUCCAGUGCUGUUCUAUUUACCUUUUUUGGUGGCGUGUCUCUUUUGCUCUCCCAAGGAAUAGAUUUGAGGCCCAAUUUAGCAGCGAUUUUAGGAUUAGCUGUAGCAGACUCUCUUUUUCUUGGUGGUUCUUGUCUUGCACAGAUUUCUAGCUAUUGGCCUCCAUUUAAGCGUCGCAUCCUUGUUCAUGAAGCAGGGCACCUUUUGACUGCGUAUCUUAUGGGCUGCCCCAUCCGAGGGGUCGUUUUAGAACCAAUUGUGGCAAUGCAGAUGGGCAUUCAAGGGCAGGCAGGGACCCAAUUUUGGGAUGAGAAAUUGGAGAAUGAGCUUGCUGGAGGACGACUUAGCAGUACUGCUUUUGACAGGUACUGCAUGGUGCUAUUCGCUGGUAUUGCAGCAGAAGCUCUUGUCUAUGGUGAAGCUGAGGGUGGAGAAAAUGAUGAGAAUCUAUUCAGAAGUAUCUGUGUACUUCUGCAACCUCCUUUAAGUACUCCGCAGAUGUCAAAUCAAGCAAGAUGGGCAGUUUUGCAGUCGUAUAAUUUGCUUAAGUGGCAUAAGCAGGCUCACAAGGAAGCUGUUAAAGCUCUUGAGCGUGGUGGCAGCCUUAGCAGUGUAAUAAGGAGCAUUGAGGAAGCAUUGUCUUCAGAGGGAUGAUAUUGGUUGUAAUAUCAUGUUCAUCCUCUUCAAAUGAAAGGCCUCACAUUGAGAUCUUUGCACUGUCUUCUAGUAGUCUGCCAAAAACCACCCUGGUCUAGCAGGGAUCGUGUUUCAUUCGUCUUACAAUAUAUAUCUACCUCACUCAGUUUCAAUGGUGGUAUGGUCAUACUAUAUAUUGAGAUGCAAAUCCUGAUCAUCGUUGCUCUCUCUCUUCAAUAUACCUCAAGAGGUUGAGUUGGCCAUCUUUAUUCUCCUGAUGGUCAAAAUUUGCACGUCUUGUGAAGUUUGUUGGUCAAUUCUCCAACCAUGCAAAGCUGUUUAGCUUGCUUUACUACCAUGCCUGCUAGUGUACAGUUAUUAUAUCUAAUUGAAUCAUACAAAUGUAAUGCAUAAUUUUAGCGCCGCAUUACCAUUACACUAUUGUAUGGCUUACAUCUAAAAGUUGUCCAACUUUUAGAAUUGGCUUUGUAUAUUACUCAUGGCCAAGUCAAGGAGCAUGAUAUUGUAUUACAAAAUGAAUGAAUCAUGUACAUCUCAUAUAUUAUAGGAUGUAAAGUCCUUCAUUAUUUUUAUUCUAUAUACAACUUUAUUCUUCAAUUAUUGAAGGUUUUUUA
Molecule: messenger RNA, 1856 nt
Organism: Chenopodium quinoa (quinoa)
Lineage: Eukaryota; Viridiplantae; Streptophyta; Magnoliopsida; Caryophyllales; Amaranthaceae
Exons: 8
Coding region: 55-1239 (394 amino acids)
Biological process (GO): proteolysis
Molecular function (GO): ATP-dependent peptidase activity; ATP binding; metalloendopeptidase activity
Source: RefSeq, a predicted model, not a curated record